AAAAUAGAAGAGAGAAGGAAAACACGAGCGCGGCCUCAUCGGUUGGCACUCUGUCGCUGGCCAGAGUGCUGUCGUUGAACGUGAAGGCAAGUAGAGAGACUGCGCUACUGCAGCUUGUAGUGAUGAUCAAAACGAGUUGUUGUUUUUCGUGUCCAAUGCGAGCAAGAAGCUGUGAUUCGCGUUGAAGACAACGGAUUAUUCAACAGUGAUUAUCAACGCUGCUAACUGCUACUACUACGGAUGCAUAUGGAGUUGUUGGCUAAUAUUCCAAGUGCAAUCAUUGGAACAAUAAGAAAAAACAAUUUUGAAACAGAACAACAAACAUAUAUUGUGAAGCAUAAAUGUUUCAUAUACUAUUGGAUAAUUGAUUCACCACGAGGUACCCUUGGCUCAUUUUUAUUUUCACAUUUGUCAGAAAUCGAUGGGGUACAAUGGGUGGCCUUGAGCCAUCACUCAACGUAAAAAGAUAAGUGGAAAAGGUGAAAAAGGUUAUUUUUAUCGAUAAGCAAAACUAUUUCGUUUUAUGUUAUAUUGAAAUAGAAUAUAUAUAUAUAGGAAAGUAUAAACUCAACGUCUUCAUAUUUUUUCCUAGAGCUCUUCAUUCUUUCAUCAUCAUUACUUGUUCAACUUUCAUUGUAUAAAAUGUCGAAAAAUUUUGUAUCAUCAACUCACAAAGAAGCAUUAACUUGAAGUGUCCCCGAACCGGCGCUGCCUGAACCAGCUUAACAGCUGAUCGGAGUACGAGGCGGCGGUGAACGGGGCCACAAUUGCACCACCACCCCGCGUUGGAAAAACUUGAAAAAUUCGUUGACCACAAUAUUGAUCGAUGGUGGAUCAAUAGGAAAUUGGAAGGAAUUAAUCAAUUAAAAUAAAUACAUUUUAAUAUAAAUACAAAUAAUAAAAUUCGCGAAUUUAAUAUCUUCAAUCGAGAGAGCACUCAGAGACAACAGUUAACUUGAUUACAAUUUGAUUAAACAUGGUCAAAACUUUUCAAGCUUAUCUGCCCUCCUGCCAUCGCACUUACUCGUGCAUACACUGCCGUGCUCAUCUCGCAAAUCAUGACGAACUCAUUUCUAAGUCCUUCCAAGGCAGCCAAGGUCGUGCCUACCUCUUCAAUUCCGUGGUUAACGUAGGGUGCGGGCCGGCCGAAGAGCGAGUUCUGUUAACUGGCCUUCAUGCCGUUGCUGAUAUUUAUUGCGAAUGCUGUAAAACGACUCUUGGUUGGAAAUAUGAGCAUGCGUUUGAGUCAAGUCAAAAAUAUAAGGAAGGUAAAUUUAUAAUUGAAUUAGCCCACAUGAUUAAAGAAAAUGGAUGGGAAUGAACCUUGGGACAGGGGGGUAAUGACAUACCGCCCCUGGUUACUAAAGUCCCAUCAACAAAAACUUCAAAUAAGGAAAAAAAUUUAAAACAAACAUAACAAUGCCUACAAUGUUGUUCUAAUAUUCAAAUGUGCGGCGUCCUAUUUUCAAACAACAGCCCUCCUUUGACAAACCACCAACGAAAGUCUGUGAUUUCAUUUGUGAUUUGUAAUCUUAGUAAUGUUUUUCCGUUCUGGACAAUUCAUUA
This is a messenger RNA of Chelonus insularis, 1566 nucleotides long. RefSeq names its product Yippee-like (gene Ypel). Lineage: Eukaryota; Metazoa; Arthropoda; Insecta; Hymenoptera; Braconidae. The record is from RefSeq and is a predicted model, not a curated record. Bases 977 to 1321 code for a protein of 114 amino acids. The transcript is spliced from 6 exons.